AUGGAGGUCGCCUCCACAGGGGUGCCAAACGGCGUCUCGACGCCGGAUCUGGCAGCUUUGGUGGAUUCCGGCGCUGUGAUUCAGUACCUGACGGAGGUGCUCCAGGUGACACUGGGCGCUCUCAAAUCCGAGUUGGAGGCCACCGGGAGCUUGCUCUCGGAGGCCAGGUACAAUGAGACCUUGCAUAGAUGUACGCGGUUCGCCUCCGAGCCGCAGGUCGCGAUCUAUGUACAGAAAGAUAUCGCGGGCGCCGCGGAGACCAAUGGCGAAACCGAGGGUCAAGACUCGGUACAAUAUCUCUAUACUAUCUCCUCGGAGAUUUCAUCGUCCUCAACCACCGUCUCGUCGGUGGCUUUCAUCAAACGUCCUGCUCCUAUCGACCCGGCUCUACCGAUCGCUUCGCAGAUUCAGGUCAUGAAUCUGCCCGGUGUCGCAUCUCUCAAUAAUACUCAGGGUCAACAAGGGACUACUAUGUCGCCUUACCAGGUUUUACAUCUGCUGCUCCACCAUGGUCUGAGUCCCUAUUUCGAAGCCUACGCCCGCAACCAAGAAACCAUUGCUGGCGUGAAGCCUAGAGCCGAUACUGAGACAAAGACCGGUAUUCCCGGAACGAAGAAAAAAUUCGCCGAGUUAGAGCUAGGUCUUAUGCAUUUGCAGCAAAAUGUGGAGAUCCCAGCUUUGAACCUUCCAAUGCAUGAUGUAGUCCAAGCCGCGUUGAAAGAAGCUGAGGCCAAAGGUGUCAAACCCUCGGUCGAGCUGAUUCCCACGACAAUUCUGGACAACAGUGCCUUCACGAACAGCAUCCAGAAUACUGUGAAUGGUUGGAUUCGCUCGAUUCAGACGAUCACCAAAAUGUCUCGGGAUCCGGACAGCGAGUCAGCAUCUCCCGAGAUUAACUUCUGGCUGUCUAUGGAGUCGGCUUUGGAGAGCAUCGAGGCUCAGCUGGCAAGCGAUGGUGUCAGAUUAACCAUGGACAUUCUCCGCCAUGCGAAGCGUUACCAACCGACCCUUAGUUUCCAGGCUGACACGGGACUGAGAGAUGCCUCCGAGCUGGUUCAGAAGUACAAUCAGCUGAUGCGUGACUUCCCUCUGGAUGAGCUUCUAUCUGCCACCUCUCUGAGCAAGGUGCAGGAGUCGCUUGGCUUAAUAUUCAGCCAUCUGAACAAGAAGCUGAAAAUCUGCCCCUACCCUAUCAAGCGAGCCCUUUCACUCGUCGAGGCCAUUUCAGGUGACCUCGACCGGAAAGUCCACGAUCUCAUUCCCGGCCGUGAUAUCUUGCACCUGGAUUACCGUGAAUUUCGGUCGUUGAUGAAAACCACCCAGGCCAUCUGGCGUGCGUGGGAUGAGAAUCUGAAGGAAUUUACCAAUGUUGCUCGUGACUCGACUAGACGCCGCAAUGAAAAAUUCAUCCCGAUCAAAAUUAAUGGAAGACAUGAAUUGACCCGCGAACGUCUCAAGUACAUCGACACCUUCCGUGUCAAUCACGAGCAGCUUCAGAGGACCAUUAUUAACGUCCUCGGACCUAGCAAGUCUUCCGCAGAGACCGGCGCUGGCGUUGACUCUGACGAGACUGUUAUUGUUGAGGAGAUUGGUGAUGUUGAUGCCGUCGAGGAAGUGACGCAUGCCUACGCUGCCCUCAAGAAUGUUGAUGUUUUGGACGUUUCCCCUGAAGGAUCUCGUACUUGGGAACAAGCCGAGAUUGGCUACAGUGAGCGUACUUCUCGCGUGGAGAAUUCUAUCAUUGCUCGUCUGCGUGAUCGUCUUGCGACUGCUAAGAAUGCCAACGAGAUGUUCCGUGUUUUCUCCAAGUUCAAUGCUCUUCUGGUCCGACCUAAGAUCCGUGGUGCUAUUGGAGAGUAUCAGACUCAGCUCAUCGACAAUGUAAAGCGUGAUAUCUCUGGUCUACACGAGCGCUUCAAGCAGCAGUAUGGCCACUCCGAGGCUCAUGCGAUGGCGCAGCUUCGUGAUCUUCCACCCGUCUCCGGCGCUAUCAUUUGGGCUCGUCAAAUCGAGCGUCAACUUGAUAGCUACAUGCGCAAGGUUGAAAAUGUUCUGGGAGAGGACUGGCACUUACACACUGAAGGCCAAAAACUCCAAUCUGAGAGCAACAUGUUCCGCAAGAAGCUCGACACUCGACCUGUCUUUGAAUCCUGGCUCUACGAUGUUCAAAGAAGACACAUCACAAUUUCUGGACGACUCUUCAAUAUCGUGCGUAAUCGCGCCGCUGGAAAUAUCCUGGAGCUUACUGUCAACUUCGAUGCCCAAAUUAUUGCUUUGUUCAAAGAGGUCCGCAACCUUAUUUGGCUGAAUUUCCAGGUUCCUCAUGCUGUCAGCAACAUCUCCAAGGAAGCUAAGCGCGUCUACCCCUACGCCAUCAGCUUGAUGGAGAGCGUGCGGACCCUGCUACAAACCCUCCGUAUCAUUGCCUCUAUGUCUGACGUCGCUAUUCUUCUCAAUGGAUACAUCAACGACUCGCAGGCCAUGGUGGGCAAGGGUAUACCUCUGCGCUGGGAGUCGUUUGUUCAUUCUUAUGAGUUGCAUGUUAAACAGUCACUCCCAAAUGGUACCAUUGACAGCACCGUGCCUAACCGUACCGAGAGCAAACAUGUUCAAUUUGUUCGCGAGUUCGCGGGAUCGGCAUCGGUCCUUCAGGACAAGACGACCACACUGUCCACCAUCAACGAAAGCAUUCAAAAAUCGACCCAUGAGCUCAAGACUUGCGCAUACGACUCCGCUGCUUUCAAGCAGCGCUUGGACACCAUUCAAUCUUCUGUUGAUAAACUCAAUCUUGAGAACUAUGUCAACUUGGAACACUGGGUUUCAGAGCUUAAUGGAAAGAUCGAGGUAAUCCUUCGUGAGCGUCUUCAUCGCGCGAUUCGUGAGUGGAUCAGCACCUUCCAAGAAUCUCGUACUGAGGCAACAACGUCUUUCCACGCUCAAACCAGCGCCGGGGAAAACCAGGUUCUUCACCUUGACCCACCGCUGCAGUUCGCUCGAGCUAGCUGGUUCUCUCACUUUGACACCUGGCUGGGAGUUAUCUGCAACCUCGAAAAGAUCAAGGCCUCUCGUUACCAGAUUUCCAUCAAUGUGCAAACUGUGCGUCAAUCUGAAGCCUGUUUCUCAGAGCUCCCCCAAGGCUGUACCGAUGAGCUCAACCAGGUCUAUGGCGUGAUCGAGUCGAGACUAGGUGAUGUAUCCGAGUACGUCGACAAAUGGUUGCAAUUCCAGUCGCUUUGGGAUUUGCAAUCUGAGCAGGUCUAUGAUAUCCUGGGAGACGAUCUUUCCCAGUGGCUUCAACUGCUACAGGAGAUUCGAAAGAGCCGUGCCACCUUCGACACCUCGGAAGUCGGCCGAUCUUUUGGUAACAUCCGAAUUGACUAUGAGCAGGUGCAGACGAAGGUCAACGCCAAGUAUGACCAGUGGCAGCACGAGAUUCUCCAGAAGUUCGGUGCCAAGCUUGGUGGUCGUAUGAGAGAAGUCCACUCCGAGAUUGCUACUGCUCGUCGUGAUUUGGAGGGCCAGACCUUGGAGGCUUCCUCUACCGCACAUGCUGUGUCUUUCAUCACCAUUGUUCAGCAGUGUAAGCGCAAAACUCGUGUCUGGGAGCCAGAGGUCGACCUUUUCCGCCAAGGUCAGACCACCCUCGCACGUCAGCGCUAUCAGUUCCCUAGUGACUGGCUUCACGUUGAAAACGUCGAUGGAGAAUGGGCCGCAUUGAACGAGCUACUAACCCGCAAGAGUAAGAUCGUUCAUGAUCAGACCGAGGGCCUCCGCGCAAAGAUCAGCGCUGAAGACCGAGUCAUCAAUGACAAGAUUGCUGAGGUAAUUGCUCAGUGGAACGAUGAGAAGCCCGUCUCUGGCACUAUCCCUCCCGACGAAGCAUCUCGUACUUUGAGCUCCUUCCAGUCGCGCCUUGAAUCCCUUCAGUCUGAAUUCGAAAUGGUCUCCAAGGCCAAGGAAGCACUUGACCUCCCUGCCAGCUCUGAGUCAUCUCUUCCAGCUAUUCUCGAGGAGGUUCAAGACUUUAUGUCUGUCUGGGCUGCUCUAUCAACCAUUUGGAAGAGUUUGAAUGACCUCCGUGAUGGUUUGUGGACUAGCGUGCAGCCCCGCAAGCUGCGCCAGGCUAUUGAUGGUCUGAUCAAGAUGACCAAAGAAAUGCCUAGCCGAAUGAGGCAGUACGCUGCUUUCGAGCAUAUUCAGAAUGUUCUUCGCCAACUUCUCAAGGUGAACACUCUCCUGUCGGACAUGAAGUCCGAAGCUGUGAAGGAACGCCACUGGCACAAGAUUUACAAGUCUUUGAAGCCUGGAAAGCGGUUUUCACUUGUGUCGCUGACUCUGGGCGAUGUCUGGGACUUGCAGCUGGCAACAAGCGAGACUGUGAUCCGUGAUAUUAUCGCUCAGGCCCAGGGUGAAAUGGCCUUGGAGGAAUUCCUGAAGUCCGUUCGUGAGACCUGGCAAAACUACUCUCUAGACCUGGUAAAUUACCAAAACAAGUGCCGUCUUAUCCGUGGCUUCGACGACCUGUUUGCGAAAUGUAGUGAGAACCUGAACUCGCUCCAGGCCAUGAGACACUCACCUUACUACAAGGAAUUUGAAGAGGAGGCUGCCUCCUGGGAAGACAAGUUGAAUCGCGUCCAUGUUCUCUUUGAUGUUUGGAUUGAUGUCCAGAGACAAUGGGUCUACUUGGAAGGUGUCUUCACCGGCAAUGCUGACAUCAAGCAUCUGCUUCCGCUGGAGUCGAGCCGAUUCCAAAAUAUCAACUCGGAGUUCUUUGCUGUUAUGAAAAAGGUGUACAAAUCUCCGUUCGUUCUCGAUAUUCUUGCCAUCAACGGUGUCCAGAAGUCUCUGGAGCGCUUGGCCGAGCUGCUGAACAAGAUUCAGAAGGCACUUGGUGAAUAUCUCGAGCGUGAGCGUGUGUCAUUCCCUCGCUUCUACUUUGUUGGAGACGAGGACUUGCUUGAAAUUAUUGGCAACAGCAACGACAUCUUCCGUGUUGCCAAGCAUUUCAAGAAGAUGUUUGCUGGUUUGAAUGGCCUCCUAAUGGACGACGAAAACAACAUCGUCGGAUUAACCUCAAAGGAAGGCGAAGAAGUCCGCUUGAAAAAGGAAGUCAACCUCCUUAAAACUCCACGCAUCAAUGACUGGCUCACUGCGUUGGAGACCAACAUGAAAUUGACUUUGGCUGAGCUUCUCGGAGAGGCUGUCGAGCAGUUCGACACUUUGUACAGCGGCCCUGACGUCGAUCGUACUGCCUUUAACGAUUUUCUUGCCAACUACCCUGCCCAAAUCGUUGUCCUUGCCAGCCAGGUCGUCUGGACUAACGCUGUCCAGAAGUCUCUGGAAGACGGCGGCGCAAACCUCCAAGCUUUGUAUGACGCAGAGGUCAGAAUUCUGGAAUUGCUCGCUGCCACUGUGCUUGGAGAACUUGAUGCCAUCACUCGCAAAAAGUGUGAGCACAUGAUUACAGAAUUCGUUCACCAGCGUGACACCAUUUCCAAGUUGAUUCAAUUCAACGCAACCACCCCAACACACCAUCUGUGGUUGCUACAGAUGCGCUACGUUUACCAGCCGGAGGGUGACUUCCUUCAACGUCUGUAUGUCCACAUGGCGAAUGCUAAGCUCAACUAUGGAUUCGAGUAUCUCGGUGUUCCUGAGCGUUUGGUCCGCACUCCUCUUACGGACCGUUGUUUCCUUACACUUACUCAGGCUCUGUGCCAGAGACUUGGUGGCUCUCCCUACGGUCCAGCUGGUACUGGUAAAACCGAAUCUGUCAAAGCCCUGGGUCUUCAGCUUGGUCGCUUCACGCUUGUCUUUUGCUGUGACGACACUUUCGAUUUCCAGGCCAUGGGCCGAAUUUUCCUUGGUAUCUGUCAAGUCGGUGCUUGGGGUUGUUUCGAUGAAUUCAAUCGUCUGGAGGAGAGAAUCUUGUCUGCAGUUUCCCAGCAGAUUCAGAAUAUUCAGAUUGGCCUGCGCAAGGGCGAGGAAGAUAGCAAGACACAGAUUGAGCUAGUUGGCCGUAAGCUGGCUGUCAACGGCAACACUGGUAUCUUCAUCACCAUGAACCCCGGCUAUGCGGGUCGUUCCAACUUGCCCGACAACCUGAAGAAGCUGUUCCGCAGCGUUGCAAUGUCCAAGCCCGACAAGGAACUUAUUGCGGAAGUCAUGCUGUUUUCUCAGGGUUUCAAGCAAGCCAAGCCUUUGUCCAAGCAGACCGUGCCGUUCUUUGACCACUGUGCUUCUCAGCUGUCUAAACAAGCCCACUACGACUUCGGCCUUCGUGCAUUGAAGAGUGUCCUUGUCAGCUCUGGAGGUCUCAAGCGUGCUCGUAUUGCCAAUGCUGACGGUGAGAUUGGCCCUGACGAGGUGGUUGAGCCUCAGAUUAUUGUUCAGAGUUUGCGAGAGACUAUUGCGCCCAAGCUUGUGCAAGAAGAUGUUGAGCGGAUGCUGAACAUUCAAGUCGAAGACUUCCCUGGGGUCGACUAUGUGCCUGCCAAUUACGAGAAGCUUACUCAGGCCAUUCGGGAUAUUGCUAAGGAACAACACUUCGUAGACAGCGACAUGUGGAUUUCCAAGGCUCUUCAGCUGUACCAGAUCCAGAGUAUUCACCACGGUGUCAUGAUGGUUGGAAAAUCUGGAGCCGGUAAGUCAGCUGCUUGGAAGAUACUUCUGCAGGCCAUGCAACGCAUUGAAGGUAUUGAGGGUGUCUCCCACAUUAUCGACUCCAAGGUUAUGUCUAAAGAGGCUCUCUAUGGUAACCUGGACAGCACUACGCGUGAGUGGACUGACGGUCUCUUCACUGGUAUCCUGAGAAAGAUUGUCGACAACCUUCGUGGAGAAGAUAGCAAGCGCCACUGGAUUGUAUUUGACGGUGACGUCGAUCCCGAGUGGGUUGAGAAUUUGAACAGUGUUCUUGAUGACAACAAACUUCUUACUCUGCCCAACGGUGAACGUCUCAACCUGCCAUCGAAUGUCCGCAUCAUGUUUGAAGUCGAGACAUUGAAGUACGCGACCCUCGCUACUGUCUCUCGAUGUGGUAUGGUGUGGUUCAAUGCCGAUACUGUUACUCCAUCCAUGAUGAUCAACAAUUAUGUUGAAAGUCUCAAGACCAAGACAUUCGAGGACUUGGACGAUGAUAGUGCUCCUGCGGGAUCCGCUGCGGUCAGAACCCAGGUUGCGCAGGAUCAGCUUUCCACCAUUCUUAAGCAGCACUUGGAAAGUGAUGAUCUGGUUCUUAAGGCUCUUGACGAAGCCAAGAAGUACAACCACAUCAUGGACUUCACCGACAUUCGCGCACUCAAUACUAUGUUUAGUUUGCUGAAUAAAGCGUGCCGCAACGUCCUGGAGUACAAUAUCCAGCAUGUUGACUUCCCUCUUGACCCCGAGCAAAUGGAGUCGUACAUCUCCAAGAAGCUCUUGCUUACUAUGGUCUGGUCCUUCACUGGUGAUUGUCCUCUUGCGGACCGUAAGGCCUUCGGGCAGUAUCUCUCUGGAAUGUCCACCAUGGACCUGCCACCAGAUGGCGAUUCGUCUCUCAUCGACUUUGAUGUGACUCUUCCUAGAGCUGAGUGGACUAGUUGGCAGUCACAGGUGCCAUCGAUCGACAUCAACACACACUCGAUCACCCAAACGGAUGUCAUUAUCCCGACUAGCACAAGCCUUUGCUACUUUGCGGUCCCCCCCGGUUCGGGAAAGACUAUGACCUUAUUUGCCGCUCUGAGAAAGUUGCCGAACAUGGAGGUUGUCGGUCUCAACUUUUCCAGUGCAACCACCCCUGACCUCUUGAUCAAAACCUUCGAGCAGUACUGCGAGUACAAGAAGACCCUCAAUGGCGUGGUGAUGUCUCCCAACCAAAUUGGACGCUGGCUCGUCAUCUUCUGCGACGAGAUCAACUUGCCCGCCCCUGAUCGUUAUGGCACCCAGCGUGCCAUCUCCUUCUUGCGCCAACUUGUCGAGCAGAAUGGAUUCUGGCGCACAUCUGACAAGACGUGGGUCAGCCUUGAUCGUAUCCAAUUCGUUGGUGCCUGUAAUCCGCCUACAGACGCAGGUCGUACCCCAAUGGGAGAGCGUUUCCUGCGCCACGCUCCUCUCAUCAUGGUUGAUUACCCUGGUGAGAUCUCUCUCAAUCAGAUCUACGGCACAUUCAAUUCUGCAGUCCUCAAGAUCUUGCCAUUGCUACGCGGAUAUUCUGAGGCCCUCACCAAAGCCAUGGUCCAAUUCUAUCUUGAAUCCCAGACCAGAUUCACACCGCAGAUCCAGCCCCAUUAUGUGUACUCUCCUCGUGAGCUUACUCGCUGGGUUCGGGGCGUCUAUGAGGCAAUCAAGCCACUUGAAAGCCUGUCAAUUGAAGGCCUUGUGCGUAUUUGGGCCCACGAGGCUCUGCGUCUCUUCCAGGACAGAUUGGUCGGUGAAGACGAGCGCGCCUGGACUGCUGAUGCUGUUCGCCGUAUUGCUCUGGAGCAUUUCCCCACGAUCGAUGAUCAAGAGGCAUUGAAAGGUCCCAUCCUGUUCUCGAACUGGCUGUCCAAGAAUUACGUGCCCGUGGAUCAAGAGCGACUUCGUGACUUUGUCAAGGCACGUCUGCGGACAUUCUGUGAAGAAGAAGUUGAUGUGCCUCUAGUCCUGUUCAAUGAUGUUCUGGAGCAUGCUCUACGCAUUGAUCGAGUCUUCCGCCAGCCCCAGGGUCACCUCAUUCUUAUCGGUGUUAGUGGCAGUGGUAAAACUACUCUGUCUCGCUUCGUUGCUUGGAUGAAUGGUCUGAAGGUCUUCCAAAUCAAGGUUCACGGCAAGUACUCGUCGGAGGAUUUCGAUGAUGAUCUCCGAAGUGUUCUUCGUCGCGCAGGCUGUAAGGGCGAGAAGAUUUGUUUCAUCAUGGACGAGGCAAACGUCCUCGACUCCGGUUUCUUGGAGCGCAUGAACACCCUGCUUGCCAACGCCGAGGUCCCCGGUCUCUUUGAGGGUGAUGAGUUCUCUUCCUUGAUGACAGCUUGCAAAGAGGGUGCUCAGCGCCAGGGUCUGCUCCUCGACUCCCAAGAGGAACUCUACAAGUGGUUCACACAGCAGAUUGUCAAGAACCUGCACGUUGUGUUUACCAUGAACCCACCCGAGGACGGACUGUCUUCUAAGGCCGCGACUAGUCCCGCCUUGUUCAACCGUUGUGUCUUAAACUGGAUGGGAGAUUGGUCUGACCAAGCCCUAUUCCAGGUCGGUUCUGAGCUCACCCAGUCGGUUGAUCUCGAUAAGCCCAACUUCGUUUCUCCCGACAGCAUUCCGGUAGCUUACCGCGAACUGUCACUUCCAGCUUCUCACAGAGACACUGUUGUCAAUUCGAUGGUUUACAUCCACCACUCGCUGCACCGCUUCAACCAGCGUCUGCAGAAACAACAGGGCCGGAGCACUUUCCUCACGCCUCGUCAUUUUCUCGACUUUGUUGCUCAGUAUGUCAAGCUAUUCAACGAGAAGCGCGAGGACCUGGAGGAGCAACAGCGCCAUUUGAACGUUGGCCUAGAGAAGCUUCGCGAUACUGUCGAGAAAGUCAGCGACCUCCGCGGCAGUCUCGCCCAGAAGAAGACCCAAUUGGAGAAGAAGGAUACCGAGGCCAACGAGAAACUACAACGCAUGGUCGCUGAUCAGCAAGAGGCAGAGCAGAGGAAGCAGGUUUCGCUAGAAGUGCAGGCUGCUUUGGAAAAACAGGAGAAGGAGGUGGCAGAGCGGAGGGAGGUUGUCUUGAACGAUUUGGCAAGGGCCGAGCCCGCUGUUGCGGAGGCACAAAAGAGUGUCAGCAACAUCAAGCGUCAGCAUCUUACAGAAGUCCGAUCCAUGGGUAACCCGCCGGCUAGUGUCCGCCUCGCCCUGGAAGCCGUCUGCACGCUUCUCGGCCACAAGGUCGAUAGCUGGAAGACCAUCCAAGGUCUUAUUCGUCGUGAUGACUUCAUCGCUAGCAUUGUGAAUUAUGACAACGAGCGCCAAAUGACUCGCAACCACCGAACCAAGAUGCAGAACGAGUUUUUGUCCAAGGAGGACUUUACCUACGAGCGAGUUAACCGUGCCAGUAAGGCAUGUGGUCCCCUGGUCCAAUGGGUUGAGGCUCAAGUGAAUUAUUCCGCGAUCUUGGACCGUGUUGGACCCUUGCGCGAAGAGGUUGACCAGCUCGAAGAGCAGGCUCUGCAAACCAAGGCUGAGGCGCAGGCUAUUGAGAAUACCAUCCAUGGCUUAGAAAGCAGUAUUGCUACUUACAAGGCUGAAUAUGCUGCUCUCAUCAGUGAAACGCAAGCAAUCAAGACAGAAAUGUCCCGUGUCCAGUUCAAGGUUGACCGCAGUGUCCGUUUGCUUGACAGUUUGGCAUCCGAGCGUGAACGUUGGGAGGAUGGCAGCAAGUCGUUCGAGACACAAAUCGGCACCCUUGUUGGUGAUGUGAUCAUUGCCGCCGCUUUCCUUGCCUAUGCUGGUCUCUACGAUCAGCAAUUCCGUAAGGCCAUGAUCGAGGAUUGGGUUCACCAGCUGGCUCAGUCCGGGAUCAACUUCAAGCCCCACAAUCCGAUCACGGAGUACCUUUCUAAUGCUGACGAGCGUCUCACUUGGCAAGGAAAUUCCCUGCCUGUCGACGAUCUCUGUACAGAGAACGCCAUUGUCUUGAAGCGUUUCAAUAGAUAUCCUCUGAUUGUCGACCCGUCUGGUCGUGUCACCGAGUUCUUGCAAAAGGAAAGCAAGGACCGCAAGCUUACCGUGACGAGCUUCCUGGACGAUUCCUUUGUCAAGCAGCUUGAGAGCGCCUUGCGUUUCGGAAAUCCCAUCCUUAUCCAGGAUGCCGAACACUUGGACCCAAUUCUCAACCACGUUCUCAACAAGGAAUACCAGAAGACCGGUGGCCGAGUCUUGAUUCAACUUGGCAAGCAAGAGAUCGAUUUCUCACCAUCCUUCAAACUCUUCCUGUCUACUAGAGAUCCUUCUGCUUCGUUCCCACCGGACGUUUGCAGUCGAACCACCUUUGUGAACUUUACAGUCACUCAGAGCAGUUUGCAGACGCAGUCGCUGAACGAUGUGCUAAAGUUCGAGCGACCCGAUGUUGACGAACGCCGUAACAACCUCGUCAAGAUGCAAGGAGAGUUCAAAGUCCACCUUCGGCAACUGGAGAAGCGUCUGUUACAAGCACUGAACGAGUCUCGUGGUAACAUUCUCGACGAUGAUAAUGUCAUCGACACGCUGGAGACUCUCAAGAAGGAGGCUGCUGAGAUUUCCAAAAAGAUGUCGGAGACCGAGGGUGUCAUGACAGAGGUGGAGAAUAUCACUCACCAGUACAGCACUAUCGCUCGUGCCUGCAGUGCUGUAUUUGCUGUUCUGGAGCAACUUCACCACAUCAACCACUUCUACCAGUUCUCACUGCAGUACUUUGUUGACAUUUUCAACUCGGUCUUGUACCAGAACAAGCGACUUGCUCAGGAGAAAGAUCACUCUGCGCGCGUGCAGAUCAUCAUUCGUGACUUAUUCAUUACCACUUUCCAGCGGACUUCACUAGGUCUUGUUCAGAAGGAUCGCGUUACUCUCGCUAUUCUUCUUGCUCAGGCCACUCCGUUCCCUAUGGACAGAGCUAUCUUGGACCGUAUUCUGGACGAAUCUGUCGAGGACAGUGAUCUUUCCACGACAACAGAUUCUCGUGACCAAGUGAUGAACAAGUUGCUCAACAUGUCAAUCUUCAAGGAUUACGUACCCGGCAUUCCCCAGGAUCAUUGGGAUCGAUUCUUCGACGAGGAACUUGCAGAAAAUGCCGUUCCGAUCGUCUGGGGCGAGAACACCACUCACCUCGAUCAAUUGCUUCGGUCAUUGCUCCUUGUCAAGCUCUGCCGGAUGGACCGAUUUGUUCCCAUGGCCGAGCGCUUCAUCGAGGCUGUGUUUGGACGUGAGCUCUUUGAGGGCAGCAGCGAUCUUAAGGACGUCGUUGAACAGGUCACUGCAACGAGGCCCAUUGCUCUUAGCUCCAGCCCGGGCUUUGAUGCUAGUUAUAAGGUUGACGCAUUGGUUGAACGUACUCAUGCCACCUGUGCUAAUAUUGCCAUGGGUUCGAACGAGGGUCUCGAGAGUGCCGACAAGGCUAUCAGCAACGCUGCCGCUGCUGGUAACUGGGUGCUAGUCAAGAACGUUCACCUGGCGCCUUCGUGGCUUCAGAGUCUGGAAAAGAGAUUGGAUUCGCUCAAGCCUCACAAAGAGUUCCGCCUCUUCCUGUCUAUGGAAUCCAGCCCCAAGAUCCCGGUCAACCUGAUCCGCGCAUCUCGCGUUCUGAUGUUCGAGCAACCUGCCGGUGUUCGCGCCAACAUGAAGGACUCUUUGUCAUCAUUGAACACCCGCGCCAGCAAGGCCCCCAUCGAAAAGGCUCGUGUUUAUCUCCUUCUUUGCUUCCUUCACGCUGUAGUCCAGGAACGACUCCGUUACGCGCCCAGCCUUGGAUGGAAGGGUUUCUGGGAAUUCAAUGACAGCGACUAUGAGUGCUCUGCGUUCAUCAUCGACUACUGGGUCGACACCGUUGCUCAAGGCCGCUCCAACGUUGCUCCUCAAAAGCUUCCAUGGGAGAUGAUCCGCACGCUAAUCACCGAGAUGUAUGGCGGCAAGAUCGAUGACGCCGGCGAUUUCCAGCAACUCGAGAACCUGGUCAGCCAGUUCCUCACGCCCGCAGCCUUUGAGGACGAGUACAAGCUCGUCUCCGGCGUAGAGAAGGACGAUCUCCUCACCCUGCCCAGCACGACCAAUAUUCGCGACUUUGUCAAUUGGGUCAACAACCUGCCUGAGCGUGAACCACCCACCUAUCUGGGACUUCCAGCCAAUGCAGAGAAGCUGCUUCUGGUUGGCCAUGGCCGCAAGAUGAUCUCUGAUCUGUCGCGCGUUACCACACUGCUGGACGAAGGGGAGCAGUUGAUGGUUGACGCCUAG
Penicillium maclennaniae is the source of this 12918-nucleotide messenger RNA. RefSeq lists its product as uncharacterized. NCBI's taxonomy places the organism in Eukaryota, Fungi, Ascomycota, Eurotiomycetes, Eurotiales, Aspergillaceae. The record is from RefSeq and is a predicted model, not a curated record. Gene Ontology annotation, biological process: microtubule-based movement. The transcript is spliced from 4 exons. Gene Ontology annotation, cellular component: dynein complex. Bases 1 to 12918 code for a protein of 4305 amino acids. Gene Ontology annotation, molecular function: ATP binding; dynein intermediate chain binding; minus-end-directed microtubule motor activity.